Molecule: messenger RNA, 2299 nt
Organism: Salvelinus fontinalis (brook trout)
Lineage: Eukaryota; Metazoa; Chordata; Actinopteri; Salmoniformes; Salmonidae
Product: DNA polymerase beta
Exons: 14
Coding region: 127-1137 (336 amino acids)
Biological process (GO): double-strand break repair via nonhomologous end joining
Cellular component (GO): nucleus
Molecular function (GO): DNA-directed DNA polymerase activity; DNA binding
Source: RefSeq, a predicted model, not a curated record
CCGCGGUAAAACCAUCAGAAGAAGAAGAAGAAGCAGCAGAAGAAAGGCAGUGUUAGCUACACUACUUGCAAGCACGUAAAAUAAGAAUACAAUACAAUACAAUUUUGGAAAAGCUUGAAUACAGAGAUGAGUAAAAGGAAAGCGCCACAGGAAUCCCCAAACGAGGGAAUAACAGACUUUCUUACCGAAUUGGCCAACUAUGAGAGGAAUGUCAACAGAGCUAUACACAAGUACAAUACCUACAGGAAAGCAGCUUCAGUGAUCUCCAAGUACCCCCAGAAGAUCAAAAAUGGGGAAGAGGCCAAGAAACUGGAUGGCGUUGGAAAAGAGAUCGCUAAGAAGAUAGAUGAGUUUUUACAAACAGGAACACUUAAGAAGUUAGAAAAGAUUCGUAAUGAUGACACCAGCUCCUCCAUCAAUUUCCUUACCAGAGUCACUGGUAUUGGUCCUGCUGCUGCCAGAAAGUUCUUUGAUGAGGGAGUGAAGACUCUGGAAGAUCUGAAGAAAAUCGAACACAAGCUCAAUCAUCAUCAGCAGAUUGGACUCAAGUACUUUGAGGAGUUUGAGAAGAGGAUUCCACGAACUGAGAUGACGAAGAUGGAGACUCUCAUUAUGCAGGAGCUGGAGUUGGUGGAUACUGAUUACAUUGGGACAAUCUGUGGAAGCUACAGGAGAGGUGCUGAAUCCAGUGGGGAUAUUGAUAUCUUACUGACCCACCCAAACUAUACCUCUGUGGAUGAGAAACAGCCCAAACUUCUCCAUGCCGUAGUGGAGCAUUUUGAAUCCAUUGGGUUCAUUACAGACACACUGUCCAAAGGAGACACCAAAUACAUGGGAGUCUGCCAGCUGCAGCGGAAUGAUGAAGACGAGGAGGAAUAUCUUCACAGACGCAUUGAUAUCAGGUUAAUUCCUAAGGACCAGUAUUACUGUGGUGUGCUGUAUUUCACUGGCAGUGACAUCUUCAAUAAGAACAUGAGAACUCACGCUCUGGAGAAAGGCUUCACCCUCAACGAGUACACCAUCCGUCCAGUGGGGGUCACUGGUAUGGCCGGGGAACCUCUGAUGGUGGACAGUGAGAAGGAUGUCUUUGACUACAUCCAAUGGAAAUACAGAGAGCCCAAAGAACGCAGCGAGUGAAAGAAGGGAUGAAAGACACUUUUUAUCCCCACGUGAUUUAACUGCCAACAAGGCUGAAAAUUGUGUAUGUUUGUGUUUAUCUAUGUGUCUUGCGUUUUCUUUUUAUUUUGGUGUCUGUUUUCCCAGGAGGUAAAAAUAGCACAACCUUGUUGGUCUUUUUGAAGUUGUUCUGAGGUUUCUCCCAUAGAUUGACAGAACAUGUCUACUUAAAAUAUACUUUCAAACACUCUAACUCUUGUGAUGUUCGUGAUCUGUUUUUUUUUUGACGACAUCACCAGAGAUUUCUACUCUCUGACAAUGCCAAGAUAGAAUUAUUUGUUUACGUUGCUGUCUGUCAGGAGAAUCAUCCAAAUAUAUUUUUAUUUUGCUAAAAUCAUUUGUGUAUCGAACAGCAACGCAGUCUGUUACUGCUUUGUCACUGUCUUGUUUGGCUAGCUAGGCAACAAUGUUACCUUGACUGCAGCAAUAGACUGGCUACCAGGCUAAAGCACAGGGCUACUGUUAUAACAAUACCAGAUCUUUUAGUAUGCCUGACUAGUCACUCCUGCAGCAUCUUUUGUACAUUGUUGUUUCCUUCACUCACUGUCAAGUUGUAUAUGUAUUAUGUCUGGGAGACAUGAAUCAUGCUUUUGAGAUGAAGUUACUUCCAAGAGGAAAACACUUGGAGUGAUUAAUGGAUAUUAUGUUACAUAUAGUUCUGUCUUUUUAGAACCAGAUGUACCCGUGAGCAGUUGGAGUCCAGAUUUUUUAAAUUAAUUUUAUGGGUGGAAAUGUAACACUGUUUGUAAUUGAGCUCUAUCCUCAUGAUUUCUAGGGAAUAAAUGGUGCCCAUAAACAUGUCGAGAUGGCCUAACAUUUGUACUAUUAUUCUGAGUAAAGCUGGACAUGGAGAGGUAAAGUAACUACCCUUGUGGAAUCCCCCCCCCCCCCCCCCAAACCUGAAGAUUUCCGAGAAAGGUGUUUUUGGUACUGCUAGCUAACAGCAUACUAUUCAUUUUGUGUUUUUAGUAACCCAUGUUAGAAAUCAAGAGAAUGGUGCAUGUGUUGUAUAUGUUAUGAUGAUGCUGUCACUAUAGGUAUAGAUACUUAGAUGUAUUUAAGUAAUGUGUUCCAUUGUUUAUAAUGAUGGGUGAGUGAAAUAAAGACAUUUACAGAAAAUGUA